This is a messenger RNA of Rhincodon typus (whale shark), 482 nucleotides long. RefSeq names its product geranylgeranyl transferase type-1 subunit beta-like. Gene Ontology annotation, biological process: protein geranylgeranylation. Lineage: Eukaryota; Metazoa; Chordata; Chondrichthyes; Orectolobiformes; Rhincodontidae. The record is from RefSeq and is a predicted model, not a curated record. Gene Ontology annotation, molecular function: CAAX-protein geranylgeranyltransferase activity. Bases 107 to 403 code for a protein of 98 amino acids. The transcript has 4 exons. Gene Ontology annotation, cellular component: CAAX-protein geranylgeranyltransferase complex.
UAAUCUAGACCGCUGUGGAUUCAGGGGAUCUUCACACCUGGGAAUCCCUUAUAAUCAAUCAAAGGAUAAUGGUUCACAUCAUUUAUAUGAUAGUGGUCACAUAGCCAUGACAUAUACUGGUUUAGCUAGCCUAGUGAUCCUCGGAGAUGAUCUGAAACGGGUAAAUAAGGAAGCAUGUCUGGCAGGGCUUGGAGCCCUUCAACUGGAAGAUGGCAGUUUCUAUGCAGUGCCAGAAGGAAGUGAAAAUGACAUGAGAUUUGUGUAUUGUGCCACUUGUAUCUGCUAUAUGCUUAAUGAUUGGUCAGGAAUGAAUACACAGAAAGCCAUAGAAUAUAUUAGGAAAAGCAUGUCAUAUGACAGUGGCCUUGCUCAGGGAGCUGGACUGGAAUCGCAUGGUAAGUGAUAAACAAUUUUUCAAAUAUAAAAUUAUCAGCCCAUUUGUCUCCUGUUCUACUCCUAAACAUUGAUAUAAUGAAAUUUGG